AUGGCAAAGGCUGUUUCUCUCGUCUCUGCUUUAUGCAUCUUAGCCUUUGCCACCGUUGCCCACUGCCAUGCACCAGAAGUAUUCAAUGUCGAAGGCGAUGUGUACUGUGAUCCAUGCCGCGUCAAGUUUGAGACCAAACUCAGCCACAAAAUUGCAGGUGCGACCUUGAAGUUGGAAUGCAGUGACCCAAUAACUAGGAAUGUGACAUACUCGGUCGAGGGUGUAACAGAUAGCAAUGGACACUACAAGUUGAACGUAAAAGGAGAUCAUGGGGACAGCAUCUGCGAGGUGAGACUAACUGAGAGUCCCGAAGCUGAGUGCAAUGUGCCAAUGGCCGGCCUAGAAACAGCAAGAAUUGAGACUCAACGUCUUCUCAGCGAACCAGCUCCAGGAAUAAGUGCAUCUCCAUCCGAAGAGAAUAUGCGGUAUUUCAACGUAAUGAUUCUUGGUCCAACAGAGUCUCCUUAUGAAGUUAGUAUUCAAGCGCUUUUGAGUGCACCAAACCCAGACGAUCCACUCUCUGAAAACAUUGCUAAGCAUUGGAAAGCAAAUGGGGCUGAAGCCGUUGAAACAGGAGGUGUUUUCAAGCUGGAAUUGUUUUUGCCUGGAGAGUACCCAAUGGCUGCUUCCAAGGUAUUUUAA
Fraxinus pennsylvanica is the source of this 642-nucleotide messenger RNA. NCBI's taxonomy places the organism in Eukaryota, Viridiplantae, Streptophyta, Magnoliopsida, Lamiales, Oleaceae. The record is from the annotation of a GenBank genome assembly.